CAAUCCAGCCAUUCUCGACUCUCCACCCUUUUUUUUUCUUUGCUCUCCCGAGACCACCUGCCUGCAGCGUCCGUCCUCUUCCCUCGUCGUUGUCGCGAGGCCGUCUGGGUGCUUGGCUCUGCAACUCUCCACUCCAAUUGACUUUCCGUCUGCGCUCUCGCCGCGCUGAACGUCACCAUGUUGGCAUCUCGUCAGCUCCUGGGCGUCGCCCGGAGCCGCGCUCUGGGCUGCGCGAGCCUGGGCUUGCGGCGCAUGGCCACCUUGACCGACUCUCCGCUGGACAAGAAGGUCCGGCAAAACAACCUCGAGGAGAACAGCUUCAUCAACUACAAGAAGAUGUCGGAGAACCUCGCAAUCGUGCGGUCGCGACUCAACCGCCCCCUCACCUUUGCCGAGAAGAUCCUCUACUCGCACCUCGACGAUCCCCAUGGCCAGGAUAUCGAGCGGGGCGUCUCUUACCUCAAGCUGCGGCCCGAUCGCGUGGCCAUGCAAGAUGCGACGGCCCAGAUGGCGAUCUUGCAAUUCAUCUCGUCAGGCAUUCCCUCAGUGCGGGCUCCUUCUAGCGUGCACUGCGAUCAUCUCAUCGAAGCCCAGGUCGGCGGCGCGCAAGAUCUUGACCGCGCCGUUUCCGUGAAUAAAGAGGUUUACGACUUCCUUUCCAGCGCCUGCGCCAAGUAUAACAUCGGCUUCUGGAAGCCCGGCUCGGGCAUCAUCCAUCAGACGGUGCUCGAGUGGCUGGCAUUUCCCGGUGGGCUCUUGAUCGGCACUGACUCCCACACGCCCAACGCCGGUGGUUUGAGUAUGGCUGCCAUCGGUGUCGGCGGUGCCGAUGCGGUCGAUGUCAUGGCCGGUCUUCCCUGGGAGCUCAAGGCGCCCAAAGUUAUCGGCGUGAACCUCACUGGAAAGCUCAACGGCUGGACUGCCCCCAAGGACAUCAUCCUCAAGGUCGCUGGCAUCUUGACUGUGAAGGGCGGCACUGGAAGUAUUGUUGAGUACUUCGGAAGCGGCCUGGACAGCAUCUCUUGCACGGGCAUGGCUACCGUUUGCAACAUGGGCGCUGAAAUCGGUGCGACCACUUCCUUGUUUCCCUUUGGCGACCGCCAGUACGAUUUCUUGGCCGCCACCAACCGCAAGCACGUUGGCGACUUUGCGCGGGAAUAUGCCAAGGAGCUCCGCGCCGACGAGGGUGCCGAGUACGACCAGCUCAUUGAGAUCAACCUCUCGGAGCUCGAGCCGCACAUCAACGGCCCGUUCACUCCGGACCUGGCGACCCCCAUCUCCAAGUUCUCCGAGGCGGUCAAGGCAAACGGCUGGCCCGAGGAGCUCAAGGUCGCUCUGAUCGGCUCGUGCACCAAUUCGUCGUACGAGGACAUGUCCCGCGGAGCGUCGAUCGCCCGUGACGCGCUCGCGCACGGGUUGAAAGCCAAGUCGACCUUCUUGGUCACACCCGGAAGUGAGCAGAUCCGCGCCACCAUCGCGCGCGACGGCCAGCUGCAAACUUUCGAAGAAUUUGGCGGAGUGGUGCUCGCCAACGCCUGCGGCCCCUGCAUCGGACAGUGGGACCGCCGCGAUGUGAAGAAGGGCGAGAAGAACUCGAUUGUCUCGUCGUACAACCGCAACUUCACCGGCCGCAACGAUGCGAACCCUGCCACGCACGCUUUCGUCGCUUCGCCUGACCUCGUCGUUGCCAUGAGCAUCGCGGGUACGCUGCAUUUCAACCCGCUCACGGACAAGCUGAAGGAUAAGGACGGCAACGAGUUCCUGCUGGCCCCUCCCUCUGGCGACUCCCUCCCCGCCAAGGGCUACGACCCGGGUCAGAACACGUAUCAAGCACCCCCCCCGAACCGCGACGCCGUCUCCGUGCAGGUCUCUCCAAGCUCGGACCGCCUCCAGCUCCUCUCGCCCUUCAACGCCUGGGACGGCAAGGAUGCUCUUGACUGCCCCAUCCUGAUCAAGGCUCAGGGCAAGACCACCACCGACCAUAUUAGCGCGGCAGGCGCUUGGCUGAAGUACCGCGGACACCUGGACAACAUCUCAAAUAACUGCCUCAUCGGCGCCAUCAACUCGGCGAACGGCGAGGCCAACAAGGUCAAGAACCAGACGACCGGGCAAUGGGACGCCGUGCCGGCUGUUGCCCGUGACUACAAGGCCAAGGGCAUCAAGUGGGUUGUCAUUGGCGACUGGAACUACGGCGAAGGGUCUUCCCGCGAGCACGCCGCUCUGGAGCCCCGCCACCUCGGCGGUCUCGCCAUCAUCACCCGGUCGUUCGCCCGUAUCCACGAGACCAACCUGAAGAAGCAGGGCAUGCUGCCCCUCACUUUCUCCGACCCGGCCGACUACGACAGAAUCCAACCGGAUGACAGGGUGGACAUCCUCUGCACCGAGCUCGCCCCUGGCAAGCCCGUCACCAUGCGGGUGCACCCCAAGGACGGCUCGCCGUACGAGGUCAAGCUGUCGCACACGUUCAACGAGGGCCAGAUCGAGUGGUUCAAGAACGGCAGCGCGCUCAACACCAUGGCCAAGAUGGCGCAGAACUAGAUGAGUACAAUCCAGAUCGUGACGGUUGAUGGAGUCGGGAGAUGGGGGGUGAGAGAGAGAGGCAUGGAGAGAAGUAUUGUGAAUCGGAGGCUCAGGGAUCACCGGACUGGCGUCAUCCUCAGAUUUUUCUCUCUUGUUUGUGUGUAUAGUCAUGGUCCUUGCAUUUCAAUGGUUCGUUGUUGAAGUUUUACCUCCUUCGAGUCUCAUGAUUUGGAGUGUUUUGAGGGCAUGUGUGGCUGCUUGUGUCCUUGGGCUGGUUGUGUAUUUGCUUUUCCAUUGCUGAGUCAGUAGAAGGAAAAUGUGAGCUGGGUGUAAAAGGAGACGGAUGGGAGAGGUCUAUAGGGAACUUGAGAAAUAGACCGUUAAAUACAGUGUGGAUGGCCAAGGGCUGCGAUGUUGG
This is a messenger RNA of Thermothielavioides terrestris NRRL 8126, 2938 nucleotides long. RefSeq lists its product as uncharacterized. The coding region runs from base 178 to 2538 and encodes 786 amino acids. The record is from RefSeq and is a predicted model, not a curated record. NCBI's taxonomy places the organism in Eukaryota, Fungi, Ascomycota, Sordariomycetes, Sordariales, Chaetomiaceae. Gene Ontology annotation, molecular function: aconitate hydratase activity; 4 iron, 4 sulfur cluster binding. The transcript has 11 exons. Gene Ontology annotation, cellular component: cytosol; mitochondrion. Gene Ontology annotation, biological process: tricarboxylic acid cycle.